This is a messenger RNA of Eucalyptus grandis, 1221 nucleotides long. RefSeq names its product bidirectional sugar transporter SWEET16. The transcript has 6 exons. The record is from RefSeq and is a predicted model, not a curated record. The coding region runs from base 127 to 978 and encodes 283 amino acids. NCBI's taxonomy places the organism in Eukaryota, Viridiplantae, Streptophyta, Magnoliopsida, Myrtales, Myrtaceae. Gene Ontology annotation, cellular component: membrane. Gene Ontology annotation, biological process: carbohydrate transport. Gene Ontology annotation, molecular function: sugar transmembrane transporter activity.
UUAAUGCCAUAUAGAAAGCUCAAAUUAUCCACCACACAUGCAUCUCUAAGCUCUCCUCUGCAUUUCCAUUCCCAUACUUGAAACAAAAUUCUCUCUGUCUCUGUCUCUGUCUCUGUCUCUCUCUCCAUGGCUAGCUUGAGCUUUAUGGUUGGCAUUUUCGGUAACAUCAUUUCGAUUUUGGUUUUCACUUCUCCCAUUAAAACAUUUUGGCAAGUGGUCAAGAAGAGAUGCACAGAGAAUUACAAAGGAGUUCCGUACAUAACGACGCUGCUGAGCACAAGUCUCUGGAGCUUUUACGGAAUUCUCAAGCCGGGCGGAUUGCUCGUGUUGACAGUGAAUGCUGCCGGAGCCAUCAUGCAGUUCAUCUAUGUCACUCUUUUUCUCAUCUAUGCUCCCAAGGACAAAAGGAUUCAGUUGAUGAAGCUGGUAGCCCUUCUAGACGUGGGCUUUCCUGGGGUGGUAGUAGCAGUGACUCUUCUGGCAAUCCAUGGAAAUAUGCGGCUCACAGUCGUGGGAAUUUUGUGUGCUGCAUUGACCAUCGGCAUGUAUGCCUCUCCUCUAGCCGUGAUGAGAACAGUCAUUAAGACGAAGAGCGUCAAGUACAUGCCGUUUUUCCUCUCCUUCUUCUUGUUCCUCAAUGCAACCGUUUGGUCUAUUUAUGCGGUGCUGGUCAAAGACUUCUACAUCGGAGUUCCGAACGGGAUUGGCUUCAUACUUGGAUCGGCGCAGCUGAUACUGUAUGCAAUAUACAAGAAGCAGUCCGCGGCAUCGAAAUUAGAAGAGUCUACAGAGGAAGCAGAGGAAGACGGAUCGGCCCAUCUAGUCAAAGGGGAUGUAGAGAUAGGUUCGUACAAUGUCGAGGACGAGAACCAGCUGAAAAACCGCACCAUCGCUAAGGGAAGAAGCCUUCCGAAGCCACCGGUAAUUCGACAAUACAGUUUGCAGAAGAUCAUGAAGACGCUUUCCAUGAGUCCCUAGGAGCUCCACUCUCCCGAGGAGGAUGAGGACGACAUUGGACGUUGAAAUGACGACCGGCACAACUAACAAAAAAAGAAAAAUCCGGGAUGCGGGUUAUCACAUGCUUAGAUUUGAUACGAGGCUUACUGCAUCCUAGAACUUCAGAAUGGCUCUGUAUACAGAGCAAAGCAAAAUCCAUAAAUUCAAGGCGUGCUCUCUCCUUUUGCGGAAGCUCAAUAAUUCAGAAAUGAUCUUUUUUUUCAA